This is a messenger RNA of Contarinia nasturtii (swede midge), 1538 nucleotides long. RefSeq lists its product as uncharacterized. The record is from RefSeq and is a predicted model, not a curated record. The transcript has 2 exons. Lineage: Eukaryota; Metazoa; Arthropoda; Insecta; Diptera; Cecidomyiidae. The coding region runs from base 87 to 1424 and encodes 445 amino acids.
AAAAGUGAUGUCGAAAUAAAUAAAGUCAUCAGUUCUUUUCCGCCAUUUGAACCGUUGAAGAAUUUUUGUUUAAAAAUUGAGAAGAAAUGAAAUUAGCUUACGUAUUAGCUGUGAAUUUAUUCCUCUUUGAAGGAUUUAUAACUCAAUGUGAAAGUGCGGGUGGAUCUGAAAAACCAUCAACCAGCGCAAACCAACAACUAUUGCCUGAUAAUGUACUUGAAGAAAUUUUCUUCAAGUCUGGAUUGGAAACAACGAAAAAAGUGGCAAGGGACCAAAUAAGAUCAGGACUUGCUGGUAAAAAAAUAUUUAAGGACCGCAUAAUUGACCUGUACCCAACUAGAUGGGGAAAUAGUGAAACAGAAGAACGUUUUCAACUUGGUGACCAUAUUAUUUACAUCUACAGUUAUAACAGAAUAGUAUCUAUUUUUGAGGAAUUUGGUGACGUUAUAAACAGGGUUAAAAUAAGCUUUGAAUUUUUAGAUGAAGAUAUUCGCCAUAAGAUAAACGAAAAUAUCAUCAAAAAGUAUUCAAAAAAUUGGACAGAGCUUUAUAUAAGCGCUCCAAAUUUUUUGGAAAUCAUAGAUGAAAUUUCAAACGGAGAGGGAAGAAUUCGCUUUCCAAACGUGAAAAAGUUUACGUUUAGUGGUGUCGGUCAUGAAGGUGCGAAUUUUGGAGGUUCAUACGAUUUGAAUUCAAUAUUUCCAAAACUUGAGUCUUUAACAUUAUACUAUACUAUGAUUUUUAUUCAUUACUCAAAAAUGGAAAUUAACGCAAAUUGCUUGAAAAAUGUCACAAAAUUGAAAAAAUUACAACUAGAUAUCGCUCCUGAUUCGUUUGAAGUACAAGAUCUAAAAAAUAUGUUAGCAAGAAAUAAACAAAUAACUGACUUUGGAUUCACAAUAACAAACAAUACCGAUACUCUUCCUUCGGUCGUAAAAUAUUUGAAAAAUUUACAAACACUUAAAAUUCAAAUUGAUGGCACCGAAUUUUUGGAUCAUAUAUCUGAUGAAACAAUAUUCAAUAUACCAACCUUAAAACGGCUUAGCAUAAGCGGGGGACAAGAUGACUUUCGAACCAUUGAUUUUAUUAAUUGUUUUAAGAAAGUUGAAACAGUUGAUAUGAUCAGUUCAACUGAUUCGAUCAGAUCAGAUAUUGGAAGAUUGAUUCAUGCCAAAGAAUUUAUUACAACUCUUGUAAAAAUUGCCAACCUACAAGAAAUAUUACAAAAUUUUGAUGAGAAGAGAACCAAUUUGAAAUGGUUUAAGAUACUAAAUGUUGAUAAAUCAGAAUAUCGUGAUUAUAACAAUGAAAUUACCAAAAUUAAUCAAGAAUUAAAGAAAGCUGAGAAACCAACAUGGAAACCAUCUUAUUUUAAUUGGAAUAUAAGGGGAUCUGGACACAUGGUAUUGACACGUGAAAAUUGAAAAUAAUUUUAAAAUCUUCAACAAUAAUUAGGUUUUUAAUGAGGCCGUGGCACUCUUUUUCCCUGCAAAUUGUUAAAAUAAUAAAUACCGAUACUUUUAUUUGAAGAAUAUUUA